Molecule: messenger RNA, 3058 nt
Organism: Hydractinia symbiolongicarpus
Lineage: Eukaryota; Metazoa; Cnidaria; Hydrozoa; Anthoathecata; Hydractiniidae
Product: zinc finger RNA-binding protein-like
Exons: 16
Coding region: 109-2799 (896 amino acids)
Cellular component (GO): precatalytic spliceosome
Molecular function (GO): zinc ion binding; double-stranded RNA binding; single-stranded RNA binding
Source: RefSeq, a predicted model, not a curated record
CCACGGCACCUCGUUCGAUUCCUCUUCCACGAUUUAGAAAAAGCGUGGAGCUCGCGCUGGGCAUUGAAUGAUAGCUAUUUUUUGAGUUUAACCAUCGUUUUAGCGGACAUGGCAAAUUAUGGAUAUGGCUAUGGAAAUUAUACUUCGCAACCGCAGCAAUACUCAACUGGAACUUAUGUGUCACAAAAUGCCUCCUAUGGAUAUUCUGCGCAGCAACCUGCAGCCUCAAGAGUAGUUCAGGGUUAUCAACCCGCAGGCAAUACAGGAUAUAGUGCAGGAUAUGCCCAACAACCUCAAGUUCAAUCAGCAGGAAGUGGUGGUUAUGGGUAUUUUCAAAGAGCCUCUGAUCAAAACACUGCAUAUGUUGCCACACAAAAAUCACAAGCAUAUGGUUAUGCAAAUACUGCUGCUGUAAAGCCAUCCUAUGUAGGUGGAACGACAGUCUACCAAAAACCACAAACAUAUGUUGCAGCAGCUCCAGCAAGCUCAACAUUUACUGGCUACACAGUUCAGAGAUCUAACACAGGAGGACCUUCGUAUAACAACACCUCAUCAUAUCAAAAGCCAAAACCUACUUCAACUGCUCAAAAGGGACCAAGUAGUUCUCACCAAAAUGCUUAUGAAAAAGUGGUUUACAAUGCAGCCACUUCAUUUUUAACACAACAAGCUCAGUCGUCAAAGCCUCCAUGGCAGAAAAAUGAGAAACCAACAUUUAAAUUGCAGAAUCAGAAAUCGGGUUGGCCUCAACGAUCGAGUGGUCCCCCAAAGCCACAGCAACUCCACUACUGUGAUGUUUGCAAAAUCAGUUGUGCAGGUCCCCAGACAUACAAAGAGCAUUUGGAAGGUCAAAAGCAUAAAAAGAAAGCAGCAUCUUCUACAAGCGAUAUCAAGAAUUUACCACCUGGUACAUACAAAUGCGAGCUUUGUGAUGUCAUAUGCACUGGGAAGGAUGCAUUCAGUGCCCAUGUAAAGGGAGCAAGUCAUAUGAAGACAUUGAAAUUACAUCAGAAACUCGGAAAACCCAUUCCGGAUAUUAAAGUGCCUGAAGAUGCAACACCUGCUGCAAAAAAGGUUGUCAAGACAACAGCUCCAAAAAUCAAUUUUGUUGGUGGAACCAAGCUCACAUCAACUGGUGGUGAAGAAAAAAUUGAAACUUCAGAAGAAAGUCAAAAUGAAAUACCUGUAGAGGGUGAACCUGUAGGUGAAACUUAUGUAGAAGACAUUAAAAGUGAUGUUGGAAAAAUCAUAGGCUUUAAGUGUACCUUGUGUGAUUGUCGGUUUAACGAUUUGGUUGCAAGAAAUGCACAUAUCAAAGGCAGAAGACACAGACUAAACUAUAAAAAAAAAGUGGAUCCUAAGCUUGUGGUUGAUAUGAAGGCAAGUCGUAGUGGAACUGGACGAAUGAUUAGAUCGGGUAGCUUGGAAGACAGGUCAAAAAAUACUCGCCAGGAAAUGGUGUGGAAACAACGGCAGCAACAACAAAUGAGGUGGGAGCAAGAAUUGCGGUUACGAGAGGAGGAGUUGAGAAGAUGGGAACAUGAAGAGUUCAUGAGAAGAGCUAGUGAGGAUAGGUAUUGGACCAGACCAGAUCGUCACCGAAUGCACGAGCUGGAAUAUUAUGAGUGGGAAAGGAAAGAGAAGUUUAAUGACUCACAAAACAUGUUUGGACCACCACAAGGGCCUCCUCCUCCCACUCCAGAUGAUCGACUUAUCAUGAGUAAACAUGCUGAGAUAUAUCCUACUGAAGUAGAGCUGAAACAAGUCCAGAAUAUUGUUGCAACUGCAGAAAAGGCGUUAAAACUUGUAUCUGACGCACUUGAAGAAGAAGGGAACAAGACUGGAGAUAGUGCAGUAAAAAUUGAAAGCAUAGAGAAAAAAAUUGAGCCCUUGAUAAAAGAUAAAGAUAGUUCUACUCGUUUGUUAAAAGGCGUUAUGAGGGUUGGUGCCCUUGCUAAAGGGCUGCUUCUUCGUCGGCAGCUCAAUGUUGAUUUAGUUGUUUUAUGUGCAGAGAGACCCACAUACACUUUACUAAAAAAUGUUGCCAGACUUGUCCCAGAGAAAUUAAAGAUUGCUGGACCAGAUGAAAAAUACAAUAUGUCCGUCAGUACUGCAGAAUGUGCCCUUCUUAUUUCUUCCACCACUGAGCCUAAAUGUCAGAUUAAAGUUGUUUUGACGUCCCCAACAAUACGGGAGGAGGAAGAGGCAGCCUCUAAAGAUGGCAGUAAGCCUCCAGAAGCAGCUGCUAAAACAGAACUAGUAGUAAAACAAGAGCCGGUUGAUCCGAAAGAUGCUUUGGACAAAGAGAAAGCUCUCCAAGCUUUAGCUGCCUUGCGGCAUGCUAAGUGGUUUCAGGCUCGUGCCAAUCACUUAUCGUCGUGCGUUAUCACGAUCCGCAUUAUGCGGGACAUGUGCCAACGCGUUGCUGCAUUCAAGCCAUUGAACAAUUGGGCAGUAGAACUUUUAUGUGAAAAAGCCUUGGCUAGCAGCUUUCAACCACUUGGUCCUGGUGAAGCCUUUCGACGGGUAUUGGAGACGAUUGCCUCUGGAAUUCUUUUACCAGGUGGGCGAGGGUUAUUGGAUCCAUGCGAGAAAGAAAAGUUUGACGCGAGCGGUUAUCUGACUGUGCAAGAAAGGGAAGAUGUCACGGCGGCCGCACAGCAAGCCCUUCGCCUGCAAGCUUUCAGGCAGCUUCACAAGAUUCUUGGUGUGGAACCGUUAAAACCGAUGUCGAAGCUAAAGCGUCCGGCUGACUCUUCGCCAGGCGAAGAAGGUGAAAAUAAAGUGGCGAAGAAAGAUUAAAAAGCUUUCGAGAUAUAUUUAAUUCGUGAAGAAACACUGAAUCAAUAGAAGCCUCGUUUCCAAGGCGAAGAAAGUAGUUUGUUAGAAAACUCAACUACGUUCCCUUCGAGAAAUUGAAGAUUCGUAUAAUUAAAGAUAUUUUGUUGAGACUUGUGUUGUUGUAGACAAGCGUUGUCAGUACGUUGUGCAAGAUGUCACAACUGAUGAGUAAUUAGCUUAUCUGUUCAACGUGUACAUAUUUAAGAAAAAUAUUCAAACA